This is a messenger RNA of Eurytemora carolleeae, 1066 nucleotides long. RefSeq names its product chloride intracellular channel exc-4. The record is from RefSeq and is a predicted model, not a curated record. Gene Ontology annotation, cellular component: apical plasma membrane; cytoplasm. NCBI's taxonomy places the organism in Eukaryota, Metazoa, Arthropoda, Copepoda, Calanoida, Temoridae. The annotation marks the transcript as partial. Gene Ontology annotation, biological process: chloride transport. Gene Ontology annotation, molecular function: chloride channel activity. The transcript has 6 exons.
CAUAGGUCGAAUUUCGAGGCUGCCCAGCCUCCGAUCCUGAUAGACAGUGGGGUUGCCAUCCUCGAGAAUGAGAAGAUUGAGAGGCAUAUUAUGAAAAAUAUUCCUGGAGGUCACAACCUCUUCAUUCCAGAUCAGGAUGUGAGCAGAAACAUUGAGAAUGUGUAUAGUAAGUUCAAGCACAUGUUAAUGAAGAGAGAUGAACAUUCAGCUAAAGCUAUGACAGCAAUUCUAGUAAAGGUGGAUGAGAUGCUUAAGAACAAAGGGACAAGGUUCCUAACUGGAGAUACAAUGUGCUGCUUUGAUUGUGAAUUGAUGCCUAAGCUAAGGCAUUUACAAUUUGUUUUAGGGUCAUUUUUCUGCGACUACGAGAUCCCAGCCAAGCUGACCCAUCUCUGGAAAUACAUUAAGGAAAUGUAUCAGUUAGAUGCCUUCACACAAUCUAACCCAGCUGAUCAGGACAUCAUCAACGUGUACAAGAACCAGCAGGGCGUGCGCAGUAAGAACCACGAGGAGCUGGAGACUCCAUCCUACACCACUAGUGUUCCAGCCGCCAUUGCAAACUAGUCGCCAUAUUGAAUUUGUAACCUCCAUUUUGAAUUUAUGUCGACAACUCUUUUUGCGAUCUUUUUACAUUCCAAGAACAUUAAAAAUUGGUCAUUAAAGUAUUUAGAAUUAACCGUUAUUUACUUGCGGCUAUUUUUUAUGAUAAAAAUGCUAACAAGCAGCAAAAUUGCAAUUUCCUUGUUUUUUUUACAAUGAGAAGUCAAGAUGUUUUUUUAAGUCACAAAGAACCGUUUAAUUUUCCACUUUAAAGAAAAAGAGAAUCCAACUACAUUUUUUUACGGCACGCACGCAAAAUAAAAAACGAAAUUAUAAUCGUUUUUCUGGAAAUUUUUUGUGAUUAAAUAAACACUUGAUAAUUUGCUGAAUCGUUCAAAUCGUUCAAAUACGCUUUGAUUGUUGAAAAACUCUAGUUGUGUAAAUUAAUAUUUGUCGGGACAUGAUCAAUUGUUUGUAUAUUUUAAUUUAAUCUUAGUUUUUGUAUUGAAUAAAUUCUUUUCGAAUA